AUGUCUGUUCUCCUUGGUCCCAGCACUUCUGGCGUCUUUGUCUCAAUCGUAUAUCUCGUUGGCACUGUACAAUCCCUACACAUACACCGUCCUCAUAAACAUGAAACCAAUCGGCGUGAUGCUACACCCAUAUCGUUGCAGAGCGAACCCAGCUCAGCACCAGCGACGCAAGCUGCUGAGCUGAUGGAAACCGUCACGUCUAUUCAGGAAGGCUUGUCUGACCUACCGCAAGAUGUACUCGAGUUUCUCAAGGCAAUUGAUGAUCGCCUGCACGAACAAGAGGCUCUACUAGCAAGUCUGCUAGCUGUCUUUGCAACUGCGUCAGAGGCAGCACCGCCAUCGACAACGUUGGCCAUCGCCAAUGCAACAUCGACCGACAUGCUUGUGCUUUCUAGUACAAACUUCGAGAUCUCAAGUUCUCCGACCGUCGAGACCUCUUCUCUGACCACAGCGACUGCGUGCCGUCGUGGUGGAGCAGGCCCACUCGUUGCCUGCUCUUCCUCGUCCGACCGGAUUUCUCCAUCAAUCUUGACCGCCACCUCAUCAACACCAAGAUCUCGCGUCACUCGAACUUUGACCAGAACAACGCACAUACCAGUGUCGGUCACCACCUUUGUUCAACCUAUACCGUUCUCAAACACCACGAAAUCUGGUUCGACAAUUCAGGAGACAUCAUCCGCAUCUUCAAUACCUGUGCUGCCUAUACCAUCGGUCUACAGUCCUCCAGAUACUGACGGCCCGAGCAUCAAUGCGACUGCAACUUCUGCAGACUCACAAGCCAUAGCACCCUACAACUCUGUCACAUCCCCCACAAGCAUCAACUACGUCUUUAAGAUCGGCCGACAGAACAACGUCGCUGUCUACUAUGGCCAAACAUCCGAAACCGAAACCGGUGACCUAUUGCAACUCUGCCAAAACACCAAUGUCGACAUCGUAGUCCUAGCCUUUGUCACAUCCUUCUUCACAAACGGCGGCUUCCCUUCGGCCAGCUUCGGCCCUAGCUGCAAAGGCAGCACAACAGCCCAACAACUUCACGCCCCCGGAUUGCAAGACUGCGCCGACCUCGCCUUCGAAAUUGUAAGCUGCCAACAACUAGGCAAACCCGUACUCGUCUCUCUAGGCGGCUACUACUCUAACGUGACCUUUGCCUCUGAUAGCGAAGCCAUCCAACUGGCCAAGAACCUGUGGGAUCUGUUUGGCGCAGGUAAUGGCUUGGAUGCCUCGCUACGUCCAUUUGGGUCCAUUGUCAUCGAUGGCUUUGACCUCGACAACGAGUCCAAAGACCCUACCUCGUACACCACUUUUGCGCAAGCCCUGCGCACACUGUUUGCUUCCGACACGAGCAAGAAGUACUAUCUCUCUGCUGCACCUCAAUGUUCGCGCCCCGACGCCAGUAUCCCCGUCUCUGCCUUGGCGCUCUGCGACUUUGUCUUUGUGCAGUUUUACAACAAUCCUUCUUGCGAUUUAUCCUCUGACGGCUUUGCUGCCUCGUUUGGUGGUUGGAGUGAUGCGCUUUACGCUGCUAACAAUGAGACCAAGCACUUUAUCGGCGCUGGUGCUUACGAGGGUGCGGGAAGUGGGUAUGUUGAGGGUGCUGCGUUGGGACAUCAGGUCAGUCUUGCGAGACAGCUGUAUACGAGCAAUCUUGGUGGUGUUAUGCUUUGGGAUGGCGUCGAGGGAUUGGCGAAUGUGGAUGAGUAUGGGAACGAUUAUCUGGUCUAUGCCAAAGGGGGUUUGCAGUAG
This is a messenger RNA of Aureobasidium vineae, 1743 nucleotides long. Lineage: Eukaryota; Fungi; Ascomycota; Dothideomycetes; Dothideales; Saccotheciaceae. The record is from the annotation of a GenBank genome assembly.